AUGAUGUCCGCUAACGGCUUGAAGGUGGACGCGAGGUCUCACUGUACCACGCCCUCAGAGAGAAAUGUACCUCAACUAGUGUCUGUCAAAGUUGGCUGUUUCAGCAUCAACCCAGCUUCAAUGCGUGGUCGAAGGAUAUUUUUAAUACAAAUGGUGGUGCUAUGCUUCGUGCCACACGCGGCACUGAUAUUGCAGAAUUGCUCAAUUAUGGCUCAACUUUCACAAACUUUUGACUCAUCGUUGUUUUUGAACGACGAGAUUAAUAUGACAUUGUCCUUGGGCGAAAUGGUUCUUGCCAUUCAAGAUGAAAGGGCUUACGUCACGAGAUAUCUAUUCUCGGAUUCAUUAACAUCUGAUGUACGUAAUAAGACGACUUUGCGGCGAGUUUUCUUCAUUACGGACUUUUGGUUGGAUGAUGCACCACCGCUUCUCCUAUCAGAUGAGCUCAAGAUGACUCUCUACCAUUAUAGAGAGGAUGUUUUGGGCGUUACGAAUAUGAAGAGGACAGAAUCUAUCAAAAGGAUAUCUGUUUACAAGAAACUUAAUUCAAUAUUGUUAGUUCAUAUGAUAAAGGCUGUUAAAGCUACGAAAACACCUCUUUGGAGACAACUAUCAGCGUGUUACGAGUUUAUCAAAACCCUGGAAGAUCUAUCAAUAUUGCAAACAUUAGUCACAUACUCUCUCGUGUCAGAUGACCACGAAUAUGUGCUGGCGCCAGUGAAGCAGCAGCUGGAAUUAGCGGUGGAACACCUGGAAUCAGCUGUACAGUAUUUAGAAUUUGAAACAUUCAACGACGAUGAAAUCCUAAAGAAAAUGUUAAUGUACUACAAAACGACUUUGACUAAUGUUAGUGAAAAUAAUUUUAAAAUGGAUGACUGGGACUCCGUAGGGAAUGAUUACGUGGAAAAAACAUCAGGCUUCGUGGAGAUGUCCAAAACGAUGCAGACGGGUUUAUGGAAAUAUGUCAGGAAAUCAGCUGAUCAUGAAGUGUGGUACGCACGUCGGACCUUGGCCUUGGGCGUUUUUGUGCUGGUGGUCGUGUUGCUUGCUUCACCAGUGCUUAUACUGAUCCUCAGACAUAUUAUAACCACUAUACAGGCAUUCACAGAAUCUAUACAACACAGUACGGAACAAUUGAUGGCUGAAAAGCAGAAGAGCGAUUUGUUGCUCUCAAGAAUGUUGCCACUACCGGUUCUGAAGAGGCUGCGAGCUCAGCGGACGGUACCUGCCGAAGCUUUUGAUGCCGUCACUAUUUAUUUCAGCGAUAUCGUUGGCUUCACUAAUAUAUCAGCAAACAGCACACCCAUGGAGAUUAUAAACAUGCUUAAUAUGCUGUACAGAUUGUUCGAUGACAGAAUCAUGCAGUACAACGUUUACAAAGUGGAGACGAUAGGAGACGCAUACAUGGUCGUCUCUGGGCUACCUCAAAGAAAUGGAAAUCGUCACGUAUCGGAGAUAGCGGACAUGGCGUUAUCCCUAUUGCGUUGUGUGGAGGGAGCUGUAGUACCCCACAGGCCGGAGGAGCCCCUAAGGGUUCGGGCCGGGGUCAACACAGGCCCGUGUGUGGCGGGGGUCGUGGGGGCCACCAUGCCACGGUACUGCCUUUUCGGUGAUGCCAUUAACACAGCCAGUAGGAUGGAGAGCACGGGAGAAGCGAUGAAAAUCCACAUAUCAUCAAGUACAAAGGAGGCGUUAGACAAAAUAGGAAAUUACAUUACAGAAUCCCGAGGGAUGAUCGACGUAGCGGGUAAAGGUCUGAUGGAGACAUUCUGGUUGGUGGGGAAGGUAGGGAACAUGGUCUCCGAGAGCCCUUGUCAGCUGAAGCUGGAGGACUAUGAUCAGAACACACUCGAACUAUUAAUUAAAUAA
This is a messenger RNA of Danaus chrysippus (African queen), 1869 nucleotides long. The record is from the annotation of a GenBank genome assembly. NCBI's taxonomy places the organism in Eukaryota, Metazoa, Arthropoda, Insecta, Lepidoptera, Nymphalidae.